Eublepharis macularius is the source of this 2552-nucleotide messenger RNA. It is a transcript of the gene RPS24, whose product is annotated as ribosomal protein S24. Gene Ontology annotation, biological process: translation. Bases 87 to 482 code for a protein of 131 amino acids. Gene Ontology annotation, cellular component: ribosome. The transcript has 5 exons. NCBI's taxonomy places the organism in Eukaryota, Metazoa, Chordata, Lepidosauria, Squamata, Eublepharidae. Gene Ontology annotation, molecular function: structural constituent of ribosome. The record is from RefSeq and is a predicted model, not a curated record.
UUUCUUGUCCGAACGGCGGUAUAUGAUUGGCUGCUGCAAAGCGUUUCUCUCUUUCCUCCUUCUCUGCCGCAGGAGUUGUAGCCAAGAUGAAUGAUACAGUGACCAUCCGAACGAGGAAGUUUAUGACAAACAGACUGCUUCAGCGUAAGCAGAUGGUGAUUGAUGUCCUUCAUCCUGGGAAAGCCACAGUCCCCAAAACUGAGAUCCGUGACAAGCUGGCCAAAAUGUACAAGACAACCCCCGACGUCAUUUUUGUCUUUGGCUUCAGGACUCAUUUUGGCGGUGGGAAGACAACUGGCUUCGGCAUGAUCUACGAUUCCCUAGACUACGCCAAGAAGAACGAGCCAAAGCACAGACUGGCCAGGCAUGGCCUGUAUGAAAAGAAAAAGACUUCUAGAAAACAGCGUAAAGAGCGUAAGAACAGGAUGAAGAAAGUCAGGGGCACAGCCAAAGCAAACGUCGGGGCUGGCAAGAAGAAAUGAAGUGUCUAGCAGGUACAGAGAAUAAGCAUGGAUGUGAUUGCAUGAAUAAUGCAACACUUGUUUUGACCUUUCCAACGCUCUCUCGCUUUGUCUGUGUGCUUUUGCUUUGAAGCUGGUUUUCCUGGCCCCUCGUGUUCCUUUAGUUUUGAAAUAGAGCAUUAGUGUGGUGGCGGAAGUCUUGGUGAGAGAAGCGUUAAACCUGGGCCAGAUUUCCAAAAUGGCCAGCGCCUGUUUCUGCACAGCCUUCCUGAAAAGUGUGGCUUAAAGCUUCAUUUUUUAAGACUAACUCAGGAGCACAUUCUGUAUAUAAAAUGCUGCUAGGAGGACCAAUCUGAUACCUUAAAGCCAUGUUAAAAGAUAAGCGCAGUGGAAGCUAACAUCUGCCUUUAUGUUCUCUUACGAAGAGGGUCACAGAUUUUCUAUUUAAAUAUAGCUGGCAGGCUACACCCAACACGCAUUCACAUUUGCUUUGUUAUGCCUGUCUGACAAGCACACUCUGUACCUUUGGCAAUAUACAAUGUGCUUAGUUAGUUGAGCUUGCAACUGUUUGUCUGUUCACCUUCCCUCUCCGCUCCUGGUUAUCCUGGAUAAAGAGCACUUUAUCCAAAUAACUCCUGCAGGGGGGAGUCUGUGCUGAUAUAUCUAGCCCAUGCUAGUAAUAUGCAAUAAUACAUUUAAAUACACAGAUACAGUAUGAACCUGAUUUCUUAUUAAUGGUUAGAAAUGAUACUGUGUUAGAAACAGGAGUAUAUUGAAAUAUUCAGUGAAGAUAGCUUCUGCCAAGCUAUCUAUAGCCUUUAAGAGUAGGCCUUGAUAAAUUUUCUUUGGCUCCAUGAGUCAGCCUCUUUUUUCAGACUUCAUGAUUUGGUGUUUUGACCAGACUUUUUUAUUAUUGCUGGUACAAAACCACAUCCUAACCUCUUCACAGCUUCAUCUCCACCAAUCCCACUUAUUACAGCCCCUGUUAAACACGACAUUUGUCUGCCCAGGUUUCAUGAUCCCAAACUUAGCCUUUUUAGAUGCUCAGGGGGGGAAGGGGGACUCCUUUCCCUUUUCACCAGUGGAAAAGCCGGUUGUAUCCAACCCUUAGUUGUGUUGCUGAGGGAUGCUACGAUAAAAUAAUGACUGAAACUACUAGGUGCUGCAAUGGAAUUUCUAGGCACCAUGGCAACCUGGUGCCUGGGAUUUCUCAAAUCCAGUUUUAGAGUGUUGUCAGGUGGUUAGUAUCAUCACUACCCUCUGCUUCAUGUACUCAGUAUUAAGAAGAAUGUUUGUUUCACGUAUAGCAGUGGGGAAAGUGGGACCAACUCUUUGUGGCCCUGCUGACAUAGCAGUAAAGACUGACCACUUCAUCAGUUUCUUUGCUUCAGACCUUAGCAACAAGAUUAUCCUGUAAUUUCAGGAGAGAUUAAUAUGCUGUAAAUCAAAAAUAAUGGAGGGUCAGAUCACAGAAGAUUCAAUUCCAUAUAUUUCACUGAGCACAUAGUAUUUGAACGUUCCUCUAGUAGGUCUUGGUACAGCACUUGGGUGCUGUUGAAGUGCUUACUCAGUAAGUGGCUGUACAGGAGGCUAACACAUUUUUAAUGUAAUUCCAGAUGGGUGACCAUGUUAGUCUAUAACAGUAAAAUAAAACUAGAGUCCAGUGGCACCUUUAAAGGGUAAUUCAGUUGAUUCCAGCAUAAGCUUUUGUGUCUAAUUUAUAAGAGUCAUCCUCCUUGAUAGUUUUGAAUUGCAAACCAACUCCUGCUGAACCCUGACCACUUGCUUAUCAAAAUCAUGGUGCAAGCAGCUGUCACACACUUGCAAAGAGCUGAACGUGGCCGCUACUGAGAGUUUGCCAUUGGAAGUUAAGAUUCGGGGUCUGAUGCUCAUGGUAUCUAGGGCAGCUAAAAAAAACGCAACCCUUUGGAUUUAGUCUUUGCAAUAGGUGAAAAUCUACUAGAGUAAGAAGCAUACAUGCUAUUUGGAGGUCCUGGGUUUGUAUGAUAAAUGACGCGGUGUGUGCUACAGGUUUCCUGACAGUUGUUUCCUUUCCUUUCCUUUCAGUGAGCCAUCCGGUGGAUUUCACAG